This is a messenger RNA of Ixodes scapularis (black-legged tick), 6461 nucleotides long. Its product is annotated as gastrula zinc finger protein XlCGF49.1-like. Bases 5642 to 6163 code for a protein of 173 amino acids. Gene Ontology annotation, molecular function: DNA-binding transcription factor activity, RNA polymerase II-specific; RNA polymerase II cis-regulatory region sequence-specific DNA binding. Gene Ontology annotation, biological process: regulation of DNA-templated transcription. The record is from RefSeq and is a predicted model, not a curated record. NCBI's taxonomy places the organism in Eukaryota, Metazoa, Arthropoda, Arachnida, Ixodida, Ixodidae. The transcript has a single exon.
UUUUUCUUUUUUGUAAAAUUACAAAGCAUAGGUUUCUUUUUGUAAAAAAUACGGCCAGAAAACUUUGCCAGGGUCAACGGCGGGCGGCGAUGCAGCCAACCAAGUCGAGUUACGGGGCGCGUUUGGCAUGUGUAUUGAUAGAUGGCGUUGGGAGCAGCGUCGGAAGGUGUAGCCGACCAGUGAAAGAAAGCAGACGACACGCAGAUGAAAUUUGUUGGCUGCAAAAGAGAAGUCGUUAUGCAAACACAUUUUUUAAACUUUUUGUUUUUAUUGUUUUGCAUUUACUUUUUAACCAAAAGGUACAUUACAGAAAGAUUAUGUUCAUUUUAAUAAACAAUGGUGGUCGCGAGCAGUCUUGAUAAGGAGGUAGCACCAUCUAUCAAUACAAGCGCCAAACGUGCCCCGCAACACGACUUAGUCGUCUGCGUCACCGCCUGCCAUUGACCCUAGCAAGUUUCUUGGCCCAAUACUUUACAGAAAGGGAGCUACGCUUUCUAAUAUUAAAAGAAAAAACCGACCUGUGAAAUACACCUUUGACGAAAAGCUUAGGUUGCUACGUGUAGGCGUCGACUUUUACGGUCCAUUUUAAGUCGAGCCUGGUGACUUGGGACACCCUACAUAUUUACGGCGCGAUACUAAUUUGCAGUUGGCGCCUGCAGGAGCCCAUGGAAAAGUGACUACUAGAGUCACAUGACUGGCCAGUAUAGUCACGUGGUGCUUGCGCUCUUUCAGGAGCUCCCAAUGGGUUCUAAAUUUAAUUAUUAAUCUUCAUUUUAGGUGCAAAAAAAAAUCAAUAAGUAACUUUUAGAGCACAUAGGAAGCUCCCAAAAGUGCAAGCACCUUUGCGCCAAUCAAAAAUGGGAUGGCGGCGGCGUGCCAGGGUGUUCCCUUCCGAUACUGUUGGUAAGUAAUGAUAUUAAUAAUUACUUUUUUGCAAAAUUUUUUUUUUUAUUUGUUUAAUUAAAUAAGAUUUGUGAAGAUUUUUUUUUAACAGUAUAUUAAAUUACUUUUUUUACAUAUAAAGAAAAAAAAAUGCGAUCAGAUGGCAGCGGCGACGGGGGUUCUGGGGACUUCAGCGGUGGCGCUGAACGGCUCCGUCGUAACUUGCGGUGGUGGCGGCGCGCAGGUCUACCACGUGACUAGUGGUCAGUCGCGUGACUGCUAUAGCCACUUUUCUACGGGUUCCCGCGGGCACCAACUACAAAUUGUUUCGCACCAUAAGUGUAGCUCUAAAUCUUUUUUUUGUUGUUGUAAGUUUAUUUUAUGACAUUUUUUUUCCAUAUAUGCAGUUCAGAAUUUUUUCUUUGCAUGUUUUAAGAAUGUUUUUUAAAGGAGUGCAUCUUUUUUUUAGCAACCUCAGAUAGGGACCUGUCAUGAAUUAUAUUGAGGGGUACAUCCAUGCCGGCCCAGUCUUUUAACAGGAAAUGUGCUGACUUGUUUUGCAUUGCCUCUAGUUAUAAUGUUUUUGUUUUAUUUUUUCAUUUUCUGUUGCUGUGUACAAAAUUGUUCCACCAUAAUAUCUUGAGAGAUAGCCCACCUAAAUCGACAGCAAAUCGGAUAAAAACUAGAGAUGGGCUAACUUUCGGCGAGCCAUAAAAAGAAAAGGGUUAAAAAAAUGCUAAUUUUAGAUUUUGUGACCCUCAAAACUUGUGGUCCCUGGAAGGGGCAGUGAACGAAAAACUGUCCUUCCCAGUCAUUACUGUUCGCUUGUUUCCUGCCGUUGUUAAGUAACACUGUUUUUGCCGAGGUCACCCUUGCCCAGGUCCCCUCUAAUCACAAGAAGUGGCCUAUCUUUCGGUGCUUCAGGAAAAAUAGCUAAUCAUGCCGAAGAUAGGAAUGCGCUAUCUUUUGGGGGUGGGGCAUCUCUCGGAAUAUUAUGGUAUAUAUUCAGUGAUGAUGCCAUUUGUUCUGUUCAUGCUUUCCCGGCUUUACCCCUUUGGGGUUUAAAUGUUUCGUUUCUUGCACUGUUAGAUAUUCUCAAACACCACCAGUGUCUUGGUUAGCUGAAGUUGGCUUUAAAUCUGGACUGUGCUGUGUGCUGUACCAUUGCAUUGAGAUCUGCCACGCUUGUCUAUUCAGCCUCUUCUAACCUUGUGGUAAAAAUCGGGCCAUUUUUUCGAAGAAAAUCUAGGGAACAUACAGGUUAGGGAGGACUUCCUCACUGUAGGCCAAUUUUUUUUCAUGACCAGUUCUUUGCAACCAUCCCUCUUUCCACCAAUGUAACAGCAUUAGGACUGAGUGUGGUCAAGGCAUGAAAAAUUACAACUGCUCUCUCCUUCAAACCAGUCUGCCACACUAGAUUCAGUCCACUAUUGCAGUGUUCAUGUGAAUGAAACCAGUUUGAGACUGCUGUGUUAAAAUCGUUGUUUUCUUUUAGCCUAGUGGCCUGUAGCUCUCAACACAUGAUUCAGCUAUAUGUUUUUAGUAGUGUAUAACAUGUUGCUAUGAGGCUGCAACCACUAUUUCAAUGCCAGCUCACUUGUUGGGUGAUGGGAGAAUGGAGGUAGAAACUGUAGAUUUCGAGUAUUCAUCAAGCAUGAAAUGGGAAAGUUAGCUAAAUGUUUCAAAGUCUGUAGGCAGUGAAUGUCUGAGUUUUAUUUAGUUUUAGUAGGGAGAAGGCAUUGCACACUUAAAGGGGCACUUACAGGUCAAAGUCAUAUUUUUUUUUAUUAUUUGAAACAAUUGAAAACAAUGCCUGGACAUUACCCUCAAAAUUCAAAACUUUGGAACUCAUUUGAAUAGGGUCAGCUGAACACUUACAAACUUGGGAACUCAGUAUUUAUGAAGUAAAAAAAUACAAUUCCCAAAAGCCGAGUUUGAAGUUCCCAUGUCGUCCGCGCCACUGCAGUGAUGUCAAAGAUUGAGUUGUCCUGCAACUCACGUUUCUCUCACGGCUCCGAACCGACCCGACCCGGAGAGUCAUGUUCGCCCGUGUCUCGCUAUCAACUGCUCUUCUGCUUGCCAGACGCUUAUCGCUGUGAGCAGACGAAGCUUCACUUCAGAGUUUGCAGUUCAUUUAGGGCCCUCUCAGCAAUCUCAAAUUUUCUGAAACAGUGUGAGGUCGAAGAGAGCGCACAGUGGACUUUUGUGAGUAAUGCGAGGUGCCACAUUGCACCAGUUGGCUGUUGCACAGCCGAAAUUACUGUACACAGACACCAAACCGUUUGACGAUUUCCUUUUCGAAGUCCGAGAGGUCGUUGGGUGUUACAUGUGUCGUGCAUUGCCAGGUUUUCCGAGGGAGGAUAAAAAGCCAGGAGGCGACAUCAAACAUCAUUCCGGACUCUGAUUUUCGGUAUAUCAAAAAGAAGGGCCGUAAUGCAUUCGCAAUUGCGUUAAAAAAUAUGUUUCACGAAUGCCAUAGUUAAAUAUUACAGAAAUUUCGCUUACAAAGCUACUAAAUUUCAUAAUCUAUUAUGUCAGAAAUAAAAAGAUGCGAGGGGGUGAGAAGAGAGAGAGAAGUGCGACAAAGAUAAAAAGGGGUGCGCGCGCGUGGGGAAAUUUUUUUUCGCAUUGUGGUAUCUCUACAGCUUGCAUAGUUUUAGACAACAAAUAGAAUAUGACCUUUGGCGUGUCAGUGCCCCUUUAAAGCAUUCUACGUAUUGAAUCUGCUGUCGUUAAAGGGGCUAUGCGACAAUAUUAACUUCAAAAGAAUUUGCAGUUUUAACUUUUUAAAUUGUUUAUCUUACCAAAAGGAACCGAGAAACCGCCUUAUUCUUUUGAAAUAUUGUGAUUCCAUUGCAUAAUAGCUAAGAAAAAAACGGGAAUAUUUCGCGAUUCGCAGCCGUGCGGUGGUUGCCACGGGAACUAAGGCGACAUGUGCAAUGGGUAUAAUGUAAUAGGUUGGCAAUAUGUGCCAUUAUGUGCUCAAUCUAAUGCCAUAUUUGAUAAAUAUUGUCGUUUCAACAUGAGUAAAUAUGUCAAAAACUUCAUGUCAUCGCCAAAGUUGUACUAUAUUCAGUUUUGGUGGCGCCAUCUGCGCGAGGUGAAACUAUUCCUCCCUUGAGCCUCACCUCCUUGUGCUAUUACGUCAAUCAAACUUCCUUACAAAAAGGCAAGCUCUUUGCUCUCCCCCUCCCCACAUCGCUCAGAGUCUCAGACCAAUUUUCAAGGUCGCCAUGUGAAUAACAAGCCUGCGCACGCUGAAGGCUUUGAAAGAGAUUCCAACCAAAUACUCUCUAUCUCCAUUGCGCGUCACUACACACCUGACUUGGAAGAAGGUGUGAAGAGUUGAGGGUAGUUUGGAGGCAUUCAGAAUGUCAAUUGCUUAACUUUUUUUUUCUAAAGAACACAUGCGCACAGGCAAAUUUACUUUUCCAUUCUUUAAAUCAUACAUGACAGGGAGCAACUACCACAAUAAUUUACCGAAGUCCUAACAUUGUUGCACGGCCCCUUAAGGGGGACAUGGACCUAAAUUUCAAAUGUUUUGGGGGAAAUUCAUUUUUCAAUUUUUGAGGUUUUCGGUUUUAGAAACAAAUUAUACACUCGUACACUAAAUUUGAUAACCAUCUGCCAAAUAGCUUAGUUGAUAUAAAUUAUUUUCUACCCAUUGUAAGGCAGUAACAAAGCCAAGGAGUUCAAUGUCUGAAUGCAUUUUUCUCAGUUCCCCUUCUCACUGUAAAUUUCACAUGAAGGAAUCUUUUGUUUGAAGGUAAAAGUAUCCCUAUACCACAAUUAAGAUGUUUCUGAACUGAAAUUUCCUGGGGAAUCGGGCUAUCUACUUUAUUUUGUUUCAAGUUAAAGUCCUCAUUGAGAAAAAACUUUUAAAAAAUUGACAUAAGACAGAUAUGCGUCUCAUAUAUUGACGUAAUAACUGUUCUUGAAAUAUUUACAUUUGAGUUAUAAAAACUAGAUAGUUCGAAGUCUCACAUCGCCCACUUUAUAUUCAAGCAGUCAAAGUGGUGCCUAAUAGCUUCAUUUGCAUAUCAUGGAUUUCUUAACGAAGAGUGACACAUCUUGAUAUGUAGGUAUAUUAAAUAGUCCAAGAGAGCUGAAAGUUUGCACAAUACACAUGCACCCGAUGUUAAAUCUCCCCUGAAAAUUUCGUUCCGAUCACAAGAGUAGUUCAGAAAUUAAAUCUCUAACCAGUGUGACACCUUAAAGAGAAGCUGAACUUGCACAAACACAUUUUUUAGGUGCCUGGAUUGGCUACGUACACAGAAAAUGUACUUUUUCUGAAAAAAAUUUAAUGCAAUAUUUAUGUUGCUAGACAUCUUUGGAGUUCCUAACAAUUCAGAAACUUGGUUUGCUUUCGAGACGUUGGCCCUAAAACAAAAGCAUGUUUCGGAAUUGCUCUUAACUCAGAAUGAGUCUAAUGGCAAAAAUAUUGUGCUAAGUUUUUUUUGAAAAAGUCUGUUUUGUGACGUGUCCUAUCCAAGCACUAAAAGGACAUUAUUUUUUGGGGAGUGUGACGUCCAUUAAAGUGAGUGACCACCUCCCUCCACACCAGUGUUGAUGAUUAGGUACACGUUGGUGCUUGAGCUGCUGUUCUUUGUAAAAGAAAAGCCUGUUAAAUACAAUUUGGCUUGUUUCCCUCGCAGGGCCUGUCCCGAGAGCCAGUAAAGUCGAAGAAGAGGCCCCUGGCCGUGAAGACGCUGAGGGCACACACUCUUCUGCGGACGACUUGUUCGCCGUGUGGCAGCAGAUGGUGCCCCCGCAUCGAAAGAAGUAUGAGUGCCGGUUUUGCCCUCUCUCCUUCUCUGAGAGGAUAGGCAUUAGGAGGCAUGAAAGGACGCACACGGGCGAAAAGCCCUUUAGCUGCACCGUUUGCCACAAAGUAUUUGCACAGAAGGGUAACCUCCAGUCUCACGAGAGGAUUCACACGGGUGAAAAGCCGUUCAGGUGCCAGACUUGCCCGAAGGUGUUUGCACACCAAAGUACCCUGCAGUCUCACGUAAGGAUCCAUACGGGGGAAAGGCCGUUCAGGUGCCAGACUUGCCAAAUGGUGUUUGCGAAUAGCGGGGACUUGGUGCGUCACAGAAAAGUCCACACGGACGACAAACCGUACAGGUGCGGAACUUGUGGGGCCGCGUUUCAGCGGCGGUUCCAGUUGACGUGUCACGAGGGACUUCACGGUGGAGACCCGCCAUUUCGUUGCAAGCUGUGUGGAGAAAAGUUUGUGCAGAAAUCUUUUUUAAAUGCCCAUCAGAAGGAGCAUCAUCCGUGAGGGACAUCCAUUGUAUAGUAAAGGGUGGUGGAGCUUGACGUGUUUGUACAGUGUCGUUUUACCCUUUUAUUCGAGACUAUCUUGGAUAGACCACCUGUUUAGCGAUCGCUUAUUCAUGAAUCGUCUAUGAACUACCAAUACUCGCCGCCAUUUAACACUUCGGGUGUCAGGACUGCAAAGUGAACCACCACUAAUAGAGAACCCUUCAGUCUCCAUUGCAACAAGCAUAUAGACCCUUUCAGGCGACAUUUCAAGGGCUCCGCCAUCUUGACGUCACGUGACCCUGCCGCCAUAGCCG